UAAACUUAUUUUGAGCGUCAAUUUUUAAUUUUGAUAAUGAAUUCAAAUACGUUAAAUGAUUUUUUCUCUGAUAGUAUUUUAAAUAAUGUUUGUUUAAGUGGAUCCUCAAUUAAAGAAAAGAUAACAAACUAUAUAGUCCCAUUGCAAUGUGAAGGCUUAUCAGAAAGACUGUCUGGUUUAAAAUUAAUAACUAAUGAGCUUUUACCAGUACUAGCAGAGGAAAACUUGUCUGAUGUUUUCGAGCAUGUAAUGCCCUGUUCGAAUUCAAUUAUGGGUUUGCUAUUAGACAGAGUGGUAGAUCUUGUAAAUUCUGAAAAUCAUAAAGACUCUGGGUGCACUUUGCAAAAUAUUAGGGAAUAUUUAAAGAUGGCUUUAGAAGUAACUCAGAAUAUUUAUAACAUAUUAGAGUAUAUAAAUAAAAAUAAAGUGAAUGUUCUAACUGUUUUAAAAGAUUUACCAAAGAACGUAUUUGAAAUUGUAUUGAAAAUCUUUGCUCAUUGCAAGGAAAGCAAAAAUAUUUACAAGAAUUAUUUUGAUUCAUUGGGUGAAAUAAUAAAUUUGUUUAAGCAAGGGCAAGAAGUAAACUCAAAAUUGAUAUCAUUACUGGAAAAGCAAUUAGUAUUUAAUAAUUUAAGUUCUGAAGAUGAAAAAACAUUGGAAAAAGUUAUCAAGUUAUUAGGGGAAAUAGGAGAAACUGUGUCAGGGAUGAAUGCAAAAGCAACCCUGCAAACAUGGAAAGCCUACAUAAAUUUAUUACAGAAACAUUUAGAUAAUGCAGAAGAGUGUAAUGUGUCAAUAUCUCAACCUUUACAUUUUUUUGCUAAUGAAGUUAAGACUAAUAUUAAUUUGAUAUUAGAGUUGAUUUCAAAUGAACCUGAUGCAACAAAUUUACAGCAAACUCUGAAGAUUACAAGCUUUUUAGUAAAAAUUGCUUGCAAAAUCUGCACUUUUCAAAAGAAUAAAAAUUCAUAUGUGCAAAUAAUAAGUUUCUUAUCUACAAUUUAUUGUUUUAGUCCAUCUUAUAUUGAAUAUAAAAAUUAUCCAGAAAAUGUUAUAAAUUUACUAAAUACUUCUGUGUUUGAACUUUGUGAUAGUUUGUGUCGAGAACUUUUUAAAGACAACAAAUUUCAUGAGAUUCUACAGGAUGUCCAAAAUUCAAAACGAUUUAUUAACGACGAUAUUAAAGGCUAUGUAGUUUUAAUAUUUUUUAUAUUGGACCUUAUUCAGAACUUGAAUACUAAAAGCGAGGUGAAAACUUCAUCAUUUAAUUUGCAUAAAUAUAUUCAACUUUCAUUUACUCUUGUGGAUAAUGAGGACGACGUGUUUUUUGAAGAUUUGUUAAUUUAUUCAAAAUUUCCUGAUAUAAAUAAUUUGUACGAUGUUCUGGUAUUAAAGUGUGCACUUUUAUUUAAUUGUAUGACCGUCGAUGAGGUAAAUAAGUCUGAAAAUAUUCUCUUGAGCGAAAUUUUGUCCCAAAACGUGGGGCAUGCAUUAAUGGCUACUGAUGUAUGGAUUAGCGUAAUUAGUUUCAGCUUACCUGAAAAUAGCUAUGGUUUGUUAUGCAAUUUAGUGGAGAAAAGUUUUGAGCUGUUCUCUGUAACUUUUUGCGAAAGACCUGAAUCUGUUCUUUUGGGAAAUUUUCUUUCCCGAAUCUUUUCAGAAUUGCCAGUUAAUUAUAAAACGAAAUUUGUUGAAAAAUAUUCUCCUCACGAUAAAGCCUUUUUGUGGAAAUAUAUUAAACUUUCAAAUAUACCUCAAUCAUCAAAUAUAAUCGAUUGCCUAUUAAGGAAGUUUUUGGAAAAUUCAAAAAUGUUGUAUUCAAAGAAUAUAUCACAACAGGAGUUUGCUUAUUUGCUACGUUUGAAGAAACCUCUGUGGACAUAAAUUUUGUUAAAAAUGAGCUGAUUAAGUUGUGGGCAAUUAAUACAAAUGACGAAGA
Messenger RNA from Agrilus planipennis (emerald ash borer), 1939 nucleotides. RefSeq lists its product as uncharacterized. NCBI's taxonomy places the organism in Eukaryota, Metazoa, Arthropoda, Insecta, Coleoptera, Buprestidae. The transcript is spliced from 12 exons. The record is from RefSeq and is a predicted model, not a curated record. Bases 37 to 1884 code for a protein of 615 amino acids.